UGGAGCGGGGUGAUUCUUGCUCGCCUCGAACGCCUCGCGUCGGUCCCCUCUCCCAAUCUUCUCUUACGGCCCGAUCUGGCAGACACGCACAACCGCGCGAUCGUCACGAGCAAGAGCUUCCGGUAAGCACAUUGGAAUGCGCCAACAUGUCACAGUCGCCGCGCCCAGUGAGUCGCGUGCGCAAGACGAAAGGAAAAGGUCUCAGGACAAGAACAGGAUGUACCACUUGCCGGGAACGGCAUGUCAAGUGUGACGAAACACGUCCCAUCUGUCGAGCAUGCCAAAGAGGAAACAGACCUUGCAGAUACACAGUCGCCGCAUCAAGUGUGCAUAGCUCAGAUCUGAGUAUUAUUCUCAACACAGACAAUGAGAUUGAUCAGUCGACACUGCUUCAAGAAAAGUCGGCUACGGCUCAAGGACCGAGUCCAGACGUGCAGCAGCAGCACGUCCAUCCGGUCGAGGAGACUACAAUAACAACCAGUGUCGAUGAAGCCCCCAUGACUUAUUUCGAGAAUCGCGAUGUGAACCGGACCAUCCAAAACAUAUCUUGCAACGAUUUUGGCUUACCUUUGGAGCCCGCCGCCUUGAACACGACGAGCCCGGCGUCGACGGCAAGCGGAAACCUCUACUCUGCGGAAGUCGCUCCCCUGAGGUGGUUAAACCUCUUGCGGCGAGAUGCGACUGCCAUUGACGACUACCAGCCAGGCCUUGCUUAUCAUAGUGUUGAUACCGCCGGGAGUGCAGAUCAGCCGCCAACGCCUGGUUUCUUCUCUUCGGUAGGCGCAGUCGAUGGCCAUCUAGGUCAAGUGGAGUCUUACAAUAUCGAAGGCUUCCUUGAGCUUUCCAGCUCGGAAAGUCUUCUGCUGCGACACUUUGUGGAGAACAUAUCGUCCUGGAUCGACCUCACUGACCGUCACGCUCAAUUCUCGAGCUCUGUACCUACAAUGGCGCUCAAUAACAGAGGGUUGAUGUUGGCUAUUCUCGCUCUAUCAUCGCGACACCAAUCAUUGCUUUCGAAUCCGGACAAGCCACCUCGGAUAGACAGGACAGUGGCCGUUCAGUAUUACAAUGAAACACUCCAAUAUCUCCAGAUUGCGAUGAAGAUACCGGAAUAUCUCAAGAGCGACGAGUUGCUUGCAACAGUACUUCUCAUCUCUACCUAUGAGAUGAUCGAUGGUUUCGAAAGCGGCUGGGAACGUCAUCUGAAAGGUGUCUUCUGGAUUCAGAGAUCUCAACUGAUCCAUGGUGAAUCGGGUGGUUUGAAGCAAGCAAUAUGGUGGGCAUGGCUGCGCCAAGACAUCUGGGCUGCCUUCAGAGGACGGCGUGUGAUACUCAGCUACUACACAUUGAGGAAGGACUGUGCAGAGCUGGAUCGCUGGGAACUUACCAACAGAGUCGUCUGGCUCCUCGGGCAGUGCAUCAGCUUUGGUUCGGACACCGAAGUCGAAGCUGGCAGGAACAACGUCCAGCAGCGCAUACACCGAGCUGCCUUUUUGACAAUGAGGUUGGAUGAAUGGUGGAUAUAUUUUGCUCCGUAUCGUACUGAGCUGCCAGCGGAGCGAAUCGAAGGAAGCGCCUUCAAUCCAAUAUGGAUCAACCCGCCAUCUUGCAGCGCUGCCGUACAAAUAUACUACUUUGCUCGGAUCAUGCUAGCGGUGCACUCCCCGGUCAUGUCUGGGCUGAAAGAACUUGAACGCCUCCAACAAACACUGGACGACGCUGUCAAUUACAUCGGAGGCAUCGCUUGCACGACCAACAAUACCGCGGCAAUAAUAAUCUCAACGCAGUGCCUCUUCGCAGCUGGUCUUAACACUCGGGAUCUAGCCAAGCGGGAGCAAAUCGCCAGAUUGCUCCGUUCUCAUCAAUCCUGUACCGGCUGGCCGGUCCAUGACCUUGCCCAAGACCUGCAGGCCGAAUGGACUCUCGCCUCAUCACCUAUGAAUGUCCGAACUUAGUCACAAGCCCCUGUAUUUACGUGUUGCUCGACUUUAUUGAACAUCUUGUGACC
Molecule: messenger RNA, 2008 nt
Organism: Aureobasidium subglaciale EXF-2481
Lineage: Eukaryota; Fungi; Ascomycota; Dothideomycetes; Dothideales; Saccotheciaceae
Exons: 5
Coding region: 147-1955 (602 amino acids)
Biological process (GO): positive regulation of transcription by RNA polymerase II
Cellular component (GO): nucleus
Molecular function (GO): zinc ion binding; DNA-binding transcription factor activity, RNA polymerase II-specific; transcription cis-regulatory region binding
Source: RefSeq, a predicted model, not a curated record